This is a messenger RNA of Cuscuta campestris, 1347 nucleotides long. Lineage: Eukaryota; Viridiplantae; Streptophyta; Magnoliopsida; Solanales; Convolvulaceae. The record is from the annotation of a GenBank genome assembly.
CUCUUAAUGUGUAAGCCUAAAAAUAGUCAUGUGUGAUCUUGUUUGAUUCGUCUUAACAUAUAGAUUAUUAAUAUAUAAUUUGUAUAAUUUUUUAAUAUACAAAUUACAAGAUAAAAUGGAUUAAAGAAGUGCAUUGGAUGAUGUGCCAAAAGAGAUAAUGUGGCUGUGGUGAUGGUGCCACUUCCGGCCCAAGGCCAUCUGAACCAGCUGCUCCACUUCUCCCGCCUCAUCUCCUCCCACCACAUCCCCGUGCACACCACCAGGGUUCACGGCUGGGACCCACUCGCAACAGCCGCCGCACUACCCUACCUUCAUUUCCACGAGUUCCCCAUGCCGCCGCAGAUUCAGUCUCCGCCGCGCAAAACGCAGAGCGAUAGAGUUGACAUUUUUCACGGCGGGGAUUCGAGGGGAGCAGUACUGCCGGAAGGGUACGAGGAAAGGAUCCGAGAUAGGGGGAUUGUGGUCCGGGACUGGGCGCCUCAGUUGGAAAUCCUGGGGCACCCGGCAACCGGAGGGUUCGUGAGUCACUGCGGGUGGAAUUCGUGCAUGGAGAGCAUUUCAAUGGGAGUGCCGGUCGCGGCGUGGCCGAUGCACUCGGACCAGCCGAGGAAUGCCACGCUCCUAACGCAAGUCCUGAGGAUUGGGUUCAGCUUGGUGGACUGGGCGCGGCGGAGCGAGGUGGUGGGACGGGAAGAGGUGGCGAAAGGGGUGAAGAAGCUGAUGGCGUCCGGAGAAGGAGGGGAGAUGAGGAAGAGGGCGGUUGCGUUGAGUGAGAGGGUGAAAGAGUCCAUGAUGGCGUCCGGAGAAGGAGGGGAGAUGAGGAAGAGGGCGGUUGCGUUGAGUGAGAGGUGUAAUGUGGUGAACUUUGGGUCAUCUCAUCGAAGCAUGUCAUCUCACUCAGCUGCAAUGCCGCCAGGAGCUACGCAGUCGUCGCCUGACCUCCCUUCCCCGUCGCGCAGAGUUCUUGCAAUUUUCCUGCCCUGUCCGUCGUCGUCGUCCAGCGGCUUCACGGCAGCACUGAACGGAAAACUCCGGCCCUGAGAAGCAGCGCCGGCGAGCCUAGCAGCGGCGUGGAGUUCGGCGAGAAUAGCGGCAGCGACGGGAACAGCAGCAGCGGUUUCCCUUCCUUCCGUUUGAGUUUUCUUUGUCAAUUUCGAGGUUGACCGGGCUGUUUGGGCUUCCCGGACCGGUUGUUUGGUUGUUGGGCCGGAUUGGGACGGGCUGUUCGAGGCGGCGGUAGGGCUGUCGAGUGGCGGGCAGCCACCGGAAGGAUUUGGUAGGUUGAUUUCUGGGCUGCCGGGUUGGUCCGGCGGGUUGUCGGGCUGAUCUAGUGGCAAUUGAUAUUGU